AUGAAUAAAACAGAAAUUGUGGUUCGCCGCCAAUUCUUGAACGGUCCACCAUCGACAACACCCUUCAACUUGCUGCGCCUACUCUACGACAUCCUCAACGUAAAUGUAGAAUACAAGGAGGCUACCCAAUCAUACACCAGCCGGUUGUCCAUUGUAGCAACCAACAACCGCGACUUCCAAUCCACCACCACGGACUCAAACGCGGACCGCGCGACUCAACUGUGUGCCGCUGCCAUCCUUCAUGACCUGGCUGUAGUUGGGCAUUUUGGAUAUGGUGGCCGACUCAUCCACUAUUGGGUUUCACAACGACUACUAACCGUCGAACAAUACAACCGGUUGGAGACACAUUAUGACAUGAAUAAAAUUGCAAUGGGGGAUUUAAUUAAUCAUCUGCCGGGGGUUGGUUUUCUUGCUCGUUGUUUUGUUGUUCUACGUCAUGGUAGCGCGGUGGAGGUGAUCGUUGUUCUUCUUCUUCGGGGUUUGCAAUGGAUAAAUAAGUCAAAUUAUGCUGACUGUUUAACCCUGUAUUAUGUAAUCUUAUCAAAACUAUUAAAAUUUUUACUGAAAAAAUGCUACCCUAGCCCUAACUCCUUAGCCUUAGUCUUAGACCUAGUCUUAACCUACUCUAUUAUACCUUUACGUUACAAACUAUAAUAUACGACGGCAAUUAAAAUAUUAAACGUUGCCAGACGUUGUAUUAUAGAGUUUGCUACAUAUCAUCUUCAAGUAACCGGAUAAGCAUAUGUACUACAACACCUUGAAGCAAUUAUUGGCUUUGGCGGUUGUUUUAAGAUAUUACUCUUUAUACCGUUUACUGUGGUGACGUACGCUGACAUAUAUAAACAGACGUCUUCAGGUAUAAUUGUCAAUUAGAGGAAUAUUAACGUCUUUUGAAAUUUGCUUAAGGAGUUUGAGGGUAGGUUACGGUAGUUGGAGCAUUUCAUACUUUUUUUACUUUUGAAAAUUUUAAUACGGUAUGCCAUAUAAGUUACACUUCAUAUUUUCAGCAUGGAUUUUGACGAACUUGCCAUAGGCAACACUACUAGGCACAAUAUAUACAGUCGAGCAAAUGACACCUUGAUAUUCCAUACCAUUCACUUGACAUGUGAAGUUGGUUUUUCUACUGCAGCUAUCCUAUGCAGCUUGUUCAUCAUCUACUUAGCUGUCUAUCGAACCAAAAACAAGGCUGUUCAAGUCUACUCUCAUAUGUUAAUCAUGAAUGCUUCAGUUGAUUUGAGCUACAGUAUUUGCAACUUAAUUGCCAUGCCUGUAAGAACUGUUUCAGACGUUUUGAUAGUUAAAUUUGUCUAGACUGGCUGGGCUGGGCUAGGCUGGGCUGGGCUGGGCUGGGCUGGGUUGGGUUGGGCUGGGCUGGGCUGGGCUGGGCUGGGCUGGGCUGGGCUGGGCUGGGCUGGGCUGGGCUGGGCUGGGCCGGGGUGUGCUAGGCGGGGCUGUGCAGGCUGGGCGUCUAGGCUGGGCCGGAGUGUGCUGGGCGGUCUGGGCUUGACAGGGCUCGGAAGAGCUUGUCAUGGCUUGGCAGAGUCGGCAGGGCUUUGCAGGGCAGGGCUAAACACAUUGAAAUUUAAAAACAAAGUAAGACUCAUCCUUUCAGAUUUUCUUUAUCUACGAUGGCUACUUCAUCCUAGCCGCAGGCAAUCCAAUCUUAAAAAGUUAUCCUUGGUCAGCCAAUAUUGUGACCAGCUGCCAAGGCUUCCUCAUCUACGUGUCAGUAGUAAUCAUCCCCAUCCAAUUCAUCUACCGUUACAGUGUUAUCCGUAACAAACCCUACACCAGUGGAGAACUUCUUAAAAUUUUUAUCAUUGGCGGUUUAUACCCAUUUGGGCAUGGCAUUUUGUGUUUUUACACUUUCACCGAGCCCACGCCUCUUUUUGACAAAACUUUUGAGCUGGACCCAGUCAUAUCGUCGCUUGAUUAUAUACCACCCUAUCGUGUCGGUGAUUGUGUGAACUCAAAAUUGAUGGCGCUUCACAUUGCCAAUUGUAUGGCGAUGACCAUCGCUAGCUAUGUCAUCAUUAUGGUGGUUUAUCGAAUGACAAAAACGGAGUUUAUCAAAAUGGAGAGUCAAAUGAGUGAUCAGACCAAGAGGGUUCAGAAGCAAAUGGAGCAGGUCAUUUUUAUUCAAGUAAGUUAUACAAUACUAUUUGAGUACGUCUAUAGUACUAACCUUUUAAAACUGCAAACUACAUUUUCCAAAUUUCAGGCCAUCUUCCCAAUCCUAGUCCUAUUCAUACCCGGAACCGUCUUACCCAUCGCUGCGUUAUGGAAAAUCAACUACCGCUUUACUGGUGAAUUUGUUGCCAUUAUGCAUACAACACCUGUUUUCAACUCGUUUUCAGUCAUCCUGUGUGUACCAAGCUAUCGUCGUAUCUUUACCGGAAUGUUUUACAAAAACCGGAACAUGGUCAGCUCUUCAAAACAAGGCGAUAAAAAGACUCAUACUACACAUGACUCCGAUCUCUUUGAGUUUGCUUAA
Bursaphelenchus okinawaensis is the source of this 2494-nucleotide messenger RNA. NCBI's taxonomy places the organism in Eukaryota, Metazoa, Nematoda, Chromadorea, Rhabditida, Aphelenchoididae. The record is from the annotation of a GenBank genome assembly.